Oncorhynchus masou masou (cherry salmon) is the source of this 7800-nucleotide messenger RNA. Its product is annotated as VIP36-like protein. NCBI's taxonomy places the organism in Eukaryota, Metazoa, Chordata, Actinopteri, Salmoniformes, Salmonidae. The coding region runs from base 5844 to 6938 and encodes 364 amino acids. The transcript is spliced from 13 exons. The record is from RefSeq and is a predicted model, not a curated record. Gene Ontology annotation, cellular component: endoplasmic reticulum-Golgi intermediate compartment; COPII-coated ER to Golgi transport vesicle; endoplasmic reticulum membrane. Gene Ontology annotation, biological process: endoplasmic reticulum to Golgi vesicle-mediated transport. Gene Ontology annotation, molecular function: D-mannose binding.
CCAACUUACGAACAAGACAGACUUGUUGGCUAUGAUUUAUGUAGAGGCCUCUCACAACAGUGAGGCAGUUAAAGCCUUAUUGCACUCGUAUCUUACCCUGGCAUGUAAUCUUGUGCUGACAGGCUAUGCCAAUGAGGUGGGGGAGGCCUUCCGUACCCUGGCGCCAGUGAGCGCUGUAUGGGCCACAUGUGCGGUUGCCACCGUGUAUGUUUCCGCUGAUGCUUUGGACAAGGGGAAGAAGGCUGCUGUGAGUUCAACAAAGCCAACAACUGCUUCAUGUGUGACACGGAUAAAGAACCUGGAUGUGGCCCAAAGACUGACUGGAUUGAAUGUUUUGCAUGCCAACGGUGGUUCCAUGUGCUGUGCCUAGGAAUGAAGACAAAAUAGUUCAACAGAGUAAAGAACACAAACUGGAAGUGCAGUCUUUGUUGUUGAAUAUGUAUGCUAUACCCCAUCCACACUGACGAGGCUCUGAAAUGUACAUCAACCAGGGAUAAAGAGAAAGUUAAGUGUCUGACAUGUUGGAAAAGAUUAAAGGUCUACAAUUUCAGGUUAAUUUGUCAAUAUUACAUUUUUAUUUACUUGCCACCAUUACUGUGGUUACAUGUUCAGUAUAUGUAUUGACCAGCAAACCCACUGCAGCCUACCUCACCAGCUCACUCUCCAUCCCUGCUUUGGACAAUUAAUAGCAUGACUCUCAUACUUUGCCCUUUUCCUUUAUGGUUGAUAUUAACAACGAAAUGAGAUAUUAUCUGUCUCUCUCCUAUUGUGUACCACUGUUAAAUACUGUGGGGAAAAAAUAAUGGAAAAUAAGUACUUAGAACUACCAAGUAUUAUAGAUAAAUAUUAAAGAAAAGUGUAAACACAACACUGGACCGAACCCCCUAAUUGUCAAACUACUAUUAAUGUACAACAAUAUAGAAGAGACAUAACUAGAGGUUGUGCAAUAUGGGUGUAUAUCCACUGCACGCUUCUUAGGUGUGUAAUUGACAUGACCAAGGAGCUAUUGAAAUUUAAAACUAUGAAAAAUGUACGUUACACCGCGUGAUUUUUACAGUACACAAACAAGAGUGUGCAAUAUAGAAGGGUACAUUCUGCACCAUGUUUGAAGUCAGAAGGUCACAUGAUCAAGGAGCUAUUGAAAUUUAAAAUUUUGAAAAAUGUAAUGUAAACUCUUGUGAGAUAAAUGGACACACUAAUGGAUGUGCAAUAUAGAAGGGUAGUCAGUGGACAUUCUGAACCUUGUUUGAAGUCGUUAGGUUACAUGACCAAGGAGCUAUUGAGAUUUUACAUUUAGAAAAUUCAUGUAAAAUCUUGUGAGAUGAAAAUUUACAAACUAACGGGUGUGCAAUGUGUAGCUAGCUAGCUAGCAACCCAGCUCGAGCUACAUCUUUUUCCGAUUAGUUACCUAGCUACCUACGCUUGGUCUGACAAUGAUGAGAGGGUUGAGACGGGGACAAUCCCUCGUUCAAGACAUCUAUAAACAACUACUAUCGCGGACCCAUGUGUCACGAUAAAUGACGACCUCCUUGCUCUGUUUGUCUUGAAUGGGAUCCAUGCUUCUUUACACAAUGUAUAGCAUUUUGUCUUACAUAUAUAAUGAUACUGUACAGUCGUGGCUAAAAGUUUUGAGAAUGACACAAAUAUUAAUUUUCACAAAGUCUGCUGCCUCAGUUUGUAGGAUGGCAAUUUACAUAUACUCCAGAAUGUUAUGCAAAUGAACUGAAUCCCAAGAAAACAUUUCCACUGCAUUUCAGCCCUGCCAAACAAGGACCAGUUGACACUAGGCUAUCCUCCAAAAGUCUUCGCAUCACUCUGCGUGCAGAUGCACUCACACCUGCGUGCUGCCAUUCCUGAGCAAGCUCUGUACUGGCGGUGCCCCGAUCCCGCAUCUGAAUCAACUUUAGGAGACGGUCCUGGCGCCCUGAAGUCUUCUUCACAACAAUUGAACCGCUCUCCUUGAAGUUCUUGAUGAUCCGGUAACCAUGGUUGACAGAGGAAGAACAAUGAUUCCAAGCACCACCCUCCUUUUGAAGCUCCCAGUUUGUUAUUUGAACUCAACCAGCAUGACAGAGGGAUCUCCAGCCUUGCCCUCAUCAACACUCACAUCUGUGGUAAUGAGAGAAUCACUGACAUGAUGUCAAGAAGGGCAGCAAAGAAACCACUUCUCUCCAGGAAAACAUCAGGGACAGACUGAUAUUCUGCAAAAGGUACAGCGAUUGGACUGCUGAGGACUGGGGUAAAAUAAUCUUCUCUGGUGAAUCCCCUUUCCGAUUGUUUGGGGCAUCCGUAAAAAAGCUUGUCCGGAGAAGACAAGGUGAGCGCUACCAUCAGUCCUGUGUCAUGCCAACAGUAAAUAAUCCUGAGACCAUUCAUGUGUGGGGUUGCUUCUCAGCCAAGGGAGUGGGCUCACUCACAAUUUUGCCUAAGAACACAGCCAUGAAUAAAGAACGGUACCAACACAUCCUCUGAGAGCAACUUCUCCCAACCAUCCUGGAACAGUUUGAUGAUGAACAAUGCCUUUUCCAGCAUGAUGGAGCACCUUGCCAUGAGUCAAAAGUGAUAACUAAGUGGCUCGGGGAACAAAACAUUGAUAUUUUGGGUCCAUGGCCAGGAAACUCCCCAGACCUUAAUCCCAUUGAGAACUUGUGGUCAAUCCUCAAGAGGAGGGUGGACAAACAAAACCCCACAAAUUCUGACAAACUCCAAGCAUUGAUUAUGCAAGAAUGGGCUUCCAUCAGUCAGGAUGUGGCCCAGAAGUUAAUUGACAGAAUGCCAGGGCGGAUUGCAGAAGUCUUGAAAAAGAAGGGUCAACACUGUAAAUAUUGACUCUUUGAAAUCAACUUCAUGUAAUUGUCAGUGAAAGCCUUUGACACUUAUGAAAUGCUUGUAAUUAUACUUCAGUAUUCCAUAGUAACAUCUGACAAAUAUCUAAAGACACUGAAGCAGCAGACUGUGAAAAUUAAUAUUUGUGUCAUUCUCAAAACAUUUGGCCAUGACUGUAGAUGGACAGUCCCACAGCUAGCAGUUGUGCGAAUCAAGUCUUGCAUUGCGACACACUGAGGGAGUAUCUAAAACUGUCGGGUGCUAUUCAGAAAGUGAAAAAAGCAUACUGUAGUCUAUUGGUCUGACUUCAAAUGUACUGGUACAUUAUUAGGACUAUUAACAUGAGAUUCAACCACUAUAAACUCACAAAUAUAAUAUUUCACAGAAGGAUAAAGUCCAAGUCCUGUGACAAAAGUAAAGAAUUUAUAGAUAGUCCCUGAUGAUAAUUGACGUCAUACACCGACAGUUAGUGUUCUUUUAAACCUAAUCUUAACCACACUACGAACCUUAUGCCUAACCCUAACCUUAAAUUAAGACCAAAAAGUGAAUCUUUGUUUUCAUGAGGUUUUAACAUAUAGCCAAUUUUGACUUUGUGGCUGUUUGUAACUAGUGACAACCAAGAUUAACAUGAAAUUAGGAUUUAGCGGAAUAUAUCGGUCACACCGUUCAUAUAGGCUACCUCAAUCGAUCACACUGUAGCAGAGGUACUGGAUCGCCACUUCCUUUCUGACUGUAGCAUCAUAAAUAGGCAUCAUAUAUAGUCCGAGAUAUUGAUCUGAUUUAGCCAAUCUCUGCAUGUUUCUAUUGACAGUAUCAGAGGAAGGUUUGAAAAAUUGCCAAAGACUCCAGCCACCAAGCCGUAGACUGUUCACACAACUACCGUCUGGUAAACGGUACCGGAGCAAUGGCUCUCGGCUCAGAGACAGCUUCUACCCCCAAGCCAUAAAACUGCUAAAUAUCCAGACUGCUAAAUAGUCAGCAUUAUUAUUAAACAGGUGCACCUUGUGCUGGGGGCAAUAAGAGGCCACUCUAAAAUGUACAGUUUUGUCACACAACAUAAUGCCACAGAUGUCUCAAGUUUUGAGGGAGCAUGUAAUUGGCAUGCUUACUGCAGGAAUGUCCACCAGAGCUGAUACCAGAUCAUUUAAUGUUCAUUUCUCUGCCAUAAGCCGCCUCCAACUUCGUUUUAGAGAAUUUGGCAGUAUGUCCAACCGGCCUCACAACAGCAGACCAUGUGUAAACACAGCCCAGGACCGCUACAUCUGGCUUCUUCACCUGCGGAAUCGUCUGAUACCAGCCACCCGGACAGCUGAUUAAACUGUGGGUUUACACAACCAAACAUUUUCUGCACAAACUGUCAGAAACCGUCUCAGGGAAGCUCAUCUGUGUGCUCGUUGUCCUCACCAGGGUCUUGCCUGACUGCAACUUCAGUGGGCAAAUGCUCACCAUCGAUGGCCACUUUCAAGCUGCAGAAGUGUGCUCUUCAUUGAUUAAUCAAGUUUUCAACUGUACCGGGCAGAUGGCAGACAGCGUGUAUGGCAUUGUGUGGGUGAGCGGUUUGCUGAUGUCAACACUGUGAACAGAGUGCCCCAUGGUGGCGGUGGGGUUAUGGUAUGGGCAGGCAUAAGCUAUGGACAACGAACACACAUGCAUUUUUCCAAUGGUAAUUUGAAUGCACAGAGAUACGAUCUGUCGCCGUCCCCUCAUGUUUCAGCAUGAUAAUGCACGGCCCCAUGUCACAAGGAUCCUGUGCACAAUUCCUGGAAGUUAAAAAUGUCCCAGUUUUUCCAUGGCCUGCAUACUCACCAGACAUGUCACCCAUUGAGCCCGUUUGGGAUGCUCUGGAGCGACAUGUAUGACAGUGAGUUCCAGUUCCUGCCAAUAUCCAGCAACUUCACACAGCCAUUGAAGAGGAGUCAGACAACAUUCCAUAGGCCACAAUCAACAGCCUGAUCAACUCUAUGCAAGGGAAAAGUGUCGCCCAACAUGAGGCAAAUGGUGGUCACACCAGAUACUGACUGUUUUUCUGAUCCAUGCUUAACUUCUUUUAAGGGUUAUGUGACAACAGAUGCAUAUCUGUAAUCCCAGUAAUGUGAAUUACAUAGAUUUUUGGCCUAAUGAAUGUAUUUCAAAUGACUGAUUUUCCUUAUGAACUGUAACUCAGUAAAAUCUUUGUUUUUGUUCAGUGUACAAACUAUAUACACACUCACUCACACACUCUACAUUGACACUCCCACACAAAAUCCAUACACUAUAUACACACACACAUAGACUGACACAACACAUAUACACAUUACAUACGUACAUUCACAUACACUUUUGCACUCAUCAUUUUCUGCUGCUGCUCUGUUUAUUUUACUCUUAUUAUCAUCUAUCACAAUGUCACUUUACCCUGCCUUCAUUUACCUACUGUAUCUAAACUCUUAAAAAAAAGUGUUAUCUAAAUCCUAAAAGGGUUCUUUGGCUGUCCCCAUAGGGUAACCCUUUGAACAACCAUUCUUGGAUCCAGGUAGAACCCUUAUGGGUUCAAUGUAGAACCCUAUCCACAGAGGUUUCUAAGUGGAACCCAAAAGGGUUCUACAUGAACCCAAAAAGGUCCUACUUGGAACCAAAAAGUGUUAUCCUAGGAAGAGCCGAAUAAACCAUUUGGAACCAUUUUUUUCUUAAGAGGGUACCUCAAAUACCUUGUACCUCUCUAUACAUUGAUCUGGUACUGGUACUCCCUGUAUAUAGCGCCAUUCUUGUGUAUUUAAUUUUAUUCCUCGUGUUAGUUAUUAAAUAUAUGUAUUUUUAUUGUUUUACUCUCUAUCGUUUGGAAUGGUUCGUAAGCAAGCAUUUCACUGUAAAGUCUACACCAAUUGUAUUCGCCGCAUGUGAUAAAUAAAAAUGUAUUUGAUUUGGAAAGUGUAAAGUGAUUGACAGCCGAGUGAACAAAUAACAAGACGCAAUGCAGCCCUACAAACCAAUCACAAGCCAUAGGGCGUUUUAUGGUUGAAUGGGAGGAGUCGUAAUCUAAAAUGGCCGCCGCCACAAACAACAACUGCCAGAUAUUGAAUAUUCUCUCCGAUAUUUUUCUUCGUCAGACCAUGACACUAAAAACAUAUUGGACGUUUGUGAUUAUUCUUAUUACAACUUGUCGAUCUUUUGCCGACGAUGAUAAUCAUGAAAUGGAGGAGUUUCUGAAAAGGGAGCAUUCAUUGUCAAAACCCUAUCAAGGUGUGGGGUCGUCCAGCUCCUCCCAUUGGGAAUUGAUGGGCGAUGCCAUGGUAACCACAGAGCAGGUGCGCCUCACAACAGACAUGCAGAGCAAGCAGGGGGCAGUGUGGAGCCGCAUUCCCUGUCACCUAAGGGACUGGGAGUUACAAGUGCACUUUAAGAUUCAUGGCCAAGGCAAGAAGAAUCUGAAUGGGGAUGGACUGGCAAUUUGGUACACCAAGGAGCGCAUGCAGAAAGGUCCUGUGUUUGGGAAUCAGGACCUUUUCACAGGGCUGGGUGUAUUUGUGGACACGUACCCCAAUGAGGAAAAACACCUUGAGGCACAGAAGACGAGGUACACCACACGCACACAGAGGAUCUUCCCCUUUGUGUUGGCCAUGGUGGGGAACGGAAGCAUUAGUUACGACCACGAACGAGACGGGCGUCCCACUGAGCUGGGCGGCUGCAACGCCAUGGUGCGCAACCUCAACCACGACACCUUCAUCUUUAUCAGAUAUGUCCGUCGCAGGCUCACGAUUAUGAUUGACAUUGAUGGGCAGCAUGAAUGGAGGGACUGCCUGGACAUACCGGGGGUACGGCUACCUCAGGGCUACUACUUUGGAGCCUCGGCCGUCACUGGAGAUCUCUCUGACAAUCACGAUGUGGUCUCCCUGAAACUGUACCAGCUGACUGUGUUACGCAGUGAGACCGAGGAAAAGGAGGAGGAAGAUGAGAUCACUCUACCCAGUGUAGAUAACAUGGACCUACUAAAGAUGGGUGAGAAUGAAGAAGGGUGGAGUAGUAUUGCUAUGUUCUUCACCAUCCUCUUCUCCAUGCUGGGCUGUUUCCUGCUCAUCGUGGUCGGCCUCAUCGUCUACAGCCACUGGAACGAGAACAGGCGCAAACGCUUCUACUGAGACGGAGAGAGGGGGAAAAGAGCGGGAGGGAGGCCUCCCAUCAUAACCACUACUGUAGUCUGACGACAACUGCACUGAGACACUGAAAUGACUGGCAAGAUGGAGACAAUGUAACUGACCUCCCAAUGUAGACCAAUAUGCUUGAUGGACAGAGGUACCAUUGGGACACUAGUGAAUCCUGGGAAAGACUGAGCAGCGGUGAAUGCAUUUCAACUACAGUAGCCAACCACACUGACCCCUGCCAUGAGUAGACAUACAGAACGUUUGUCUGUCCCCACCCUACUCUCACCAACCAGGCCUUACUCUACACAAAUAUAGAGAGCAUAUUAUUAUUAUGUACUUACUGUGUGAAAAUGACCUCCGUGUUGUCAGACAGUGCCAUUGCUGGUUAAUAUUUUGGUUGUCUUUUUAAGGGUCUGGGGAGAUGGAUUUAUACUCAGUUUUAGGGUUUUGAAUGUCAGAGACAAAGUAACCAAUGUAAAUCCACAUGACCAGGUCCCAUCAGCGCUUGAUCCGUGUCACACCAAAGAUGUUUCAUGGCCUAUCUGGCAAUUGAUCCGUCGCUUUUCUGCUUCGCUCUAGAAACAGCAUCAUGUCAUAUUUGCCUAUAUGGUGCUUGCAAUCAAUGUAAGUCUUUGUGCAUUUCAAUUGAUUCAGACGGUUUCAAUGAAUUCUCAUGCUCAAUUUUAUUAGUUUGAAAAAUGUAUGGUUGCAGAGAAUAUGCUUUUGUUGUCAAACUGAAUCUACAGUAGAAUGCAUGAAGGUGCUUGACUAGUCAUUCUUUUACCACUAUUUAUGUUAAGAUUGAUUAGGUCGUUUUUCUUUUAUUCUGUAUAUGAAAUGAAAAGGUGAUCAAUCCCUC